Molecule: messenger RNA, 528 nt
Organism: Colletotrichum tamarilloi
Lineage: Eukaryota; Fungi; Ascomycota; Sordariomycetes; Glomerellales; Glomerellaceae
Exons: 1
Coding region: 1-528 (175 amino acids)
Source: RefSeq, a predicted model, not a curated record
AUGAAGUUCUCUACCGCUCUCUUCACCAUUGCCACUUUGGCCACUUCUGUCUUUUCCACAGCUCUUAGCCCCCCUGACAACUCAGCCAUUGGAGCUGUUAACAUGGAUGUCCGCGAGGUCGCCCCUCUCGACUCAUCCCCCCUUGAAGCCCGCCAGGGCUGCUUCACCCACAUCCUCCCGGUUCUCAGAAUCAACCGAGACAACCGCCGAGAUAUCCAGGGUGAUCUCGACGCCCGCCGCUCUAUCGAGUGGAACCCGAACCGUAACGUUCGUGCCAUCAUCGACUUUUCGUCUACGACCACCCGAAACCGCCAGCUUAGAUACCAGAUUACCAACCGAUCUCAGCUGUUUGGCGCAGCCAUCAUCUUCAGCAACUACCAAGACACUAUCACCGGCACGGUUAGGGAGACCAUCAGGGUCCUGAUCGGUCGCGCUACCGGAAUGAGUCUCAGCCCGACCCCUACGACCGGCGCCGGCUGCAUCGUUCUCCCUCGUCUAGAUGGUACCUGGUAUGCCCAGCUAGAGUAG